Molecule: messenger RNA, 846 nt
Organism: Drosophila pseudoobscura
Lineage: Eukaryota; Metazoa; Arthropoda; Insecta; Diptera; Drosophilidae
Product: histidine triad nucleotide-binding protein 3
Exons: 3
Coding region: 22-567 (181 amino acids)
Molecular function (GO): catalytic activity
Source: RefSeq, a predicted model, not a curated record
GACUGCACUUUCUACGACAACAUGCAUGGAGAGAAUUUCCUGUUCAAACGGAAAAAAACCAUAUUUGCCGCCCUCACUGGACUAGGCUUGCUAGGCCUCGUCGCGGUCUAUAAUUGCGGAAUAAAUAGCCCAACGACAUCAGCGUCUCAACAGGAAUGUUUAUUUUGUGAUUUUGCCAACGGUAAACAAGGGCCGCCGCCAGUUCUGGAGGUUCAAACCGACGAAUAUGUGAUAUUCAAGGAUAAGAGUCCUGCGGCAACGUAUCACUAUCUGGCCAUCCCCAAGCAACACUUUGACAGUUUCAAUGCUUUAAACAAAUCCCACAUUGGACUUGUGCUGCGGAUGGAAUCGGGCAUGGUCGAGCUGCUAAAAUCGAAGAAUGUUGACCCUUCGAAGGCGAUUAUUGGAUUUCACAUCCCGCCAUUCAUCUCAGUGAAGCAUCUGCAUCUACAUGGGAUUUAUCCCCCUUCGGAGAUGAGCAUUUGGAAUCGUAUCAACUUCAUGUCUUCAUUUUGGUUCAAAACGGCCAGGGACGCCAACGAAGCUCUGGAAUUGAGAGAACUGUAACAAUGGUCCGUGUAAAUACCCGAAUGCUGUUUUUUGUGUAGUUGAGUUUUUAUAUUUUUUUUUGUUAAUUUCAGUAUGUAAAUAAUUCAAUUUUUUGUGGUGGUUGUUUAGCAUUAAGUGAAACCAGUUACCUGUGAAUUGGUAUCGUAUCGAAUCAAGAUAUCAGUGAUAAUCGUACUCUUGUCUUGGCCAAAGACAAGAGUAAAACUCAACUCAGACUCAAGCCAUUAAAUUAAACUGUACAAUAUUUGAUGUAGCAAUAUUAUAUUUGGUUUAAUA